Molecule: messenger RNA, 360 nt
Organism: Striga asiatica
Lineage: Eukaryota; Viridiplantae; Streptophyta; Magnoliopsida; Lamiales; Orobanchaceae
Source: the annotation of a GenBank genome assembly
AUGAUAUCCUUCAACAAAUUCAACUUGGGCAUUAAGUGUCUCAGGACACGUGUCAAUUGGAGGGGAGACUUCUACACAUGCAUGGCGACAUGUGGCUCUCGACUUUUGAAAGAUGGGACAUUCACUUUGCAGUUGAGCGGGUUCCAUAAUCUGAACAUUCUUCCCAUAAUCAAAUCGAAGAAAACUUACGAAAGAUUCACCGGAGUUACUAUGGGUGGUGGCAACGGCCAAAAAGCCAAGAUGGCGCGGGAGAAGAAUUUAGAGAAAACGAAAGCUUCCAAAGGAAGCCAGUUGGAUUCUAACAAAAAAGCCAUGAAUAUUCAGGUAGUGAUUUUUUAUUUAAUCUACAUUCAGUUUUAA